AUGAGCGACGAAAAUGCUAGUACCAGUCGGGAAACACUUCCAUUUCGACAUCGGGACUACCACGACGGCAAGCAGCUAGACUCUGAGCCUAUGGGCUCUCCCGAGGCGGACCCGGGGGACGGUUCUCCCAAGAGGUCGCGCAUGGCAUUUUUGUCAGACGAUGGAUCUAUGACCUCCAAUCGUGCGCAUCAUUCCGCCAGCGUUUCGUUUUCGCACAAGAGAGCUGGCUCGACCGAUGUGCCGGAUGACUAUGGCUCUGAUGCGGUGAGCGACCCGGCUGCCGACUUUUCGUGGUCGAACACGCUCAAAGGACGUCGCCAAACACGGAAGAUACAACAACACCCUGGGUCGGGCACCGCGCUUAGUCGACCCAUGAGCCGAGCAGCAGCGGAAAUUCGAGCCGCGAAAGCUAGUCCCGGGGGUAGCGAGUCGCGUCUGCGAUAUUCCGUCAAUUCCACUGAGGAAUUUAUCGGUCACGAUGGCGGACCGUCACGACUACAACAGCACAUAAUCCGCUCUAGUCCCGUCUCGAAUGACGAAAGAUUUCCGCUUACCCUGAGCGCCAGACAGGACGAAAUGGGCUCGUUGUCUAGGGCCUCGGGCGAAUCCACGGAGGGGCUGGGCGAUGGCCAGGAGUCUGCGGGGCAUUUGAGUAAUGAUCAGAAAUCCGCUGGAGGAGUAUUUGCGGUAGCCGGAGGUACAGCGUCUUAUGCGAUCCUACCACAACCAGAAACUCAUCCUAUAACAGAAGAGCAAUUGAUUAAUGAAAUUCGAGGUAUCUAUGCCGGACUAGUCAUGGUGGAAAAGAAAUGCAUGGAGAUCGACCGCCAGCAAUCCCAAUCGAAAGCCGAGUUAUCCAAUCAGCAAUGGCAAGCGUUAAUUGCCCUGCAUCGAACCUUGCUACAGGAGCAUCACGACUUCUUCCUAGCUUCUCAACACCCAUCCGCGAGCCCUGUUUUAAAACGUCUAUCGGAGAAGUACGCGAUGCCAGCCCGAAUGUGGCGCUAUGGAAUCCACGCCUUCCUCGAAUUACUGCGCCACCGACUCCCUGGUUCCUUAGAGCACAUGCUGACUUUCAUCUAUUUGGCUUAUUCUAUGAUGACUCUGCUAUUAGAGACCGUUCCCUCGUUUGAAGAGACCUGGAUUGAGUGCCUUGGAGAUCUCUCAAGGUACCGCAUGGCCGUCGAAGAAACGGACUUUCGCGAGCGUGAAGUCUGGGCCGGUGUGGCAAGGUACUGGUACAACAAAGCUGCCGACCGAAACCCCGAUGUUGGUCGGAUCCAGCAUCAUCUCGCGGUUUUAGCCCGGCCGGACAUUGUGCAACAGCUUUUCUACUACACAAAAUCUCUGGUCAAUGUGCACUCAUUUGCGGGUACUCGGGAAAGUAUAUUCCUCUUGUUCAAUCCACUCUUAAAGGGGGGCCCUAGAACAGUUCACCGUCUUCCCGAGAUGGUAACAGCAUUCGUGGCAGCUCAUGGUUAUAUGUUUACUCGCGAUGCUUCAGAUACCUUUAUGGGGACAUGCGCCGAAUUCCUCUCAUUCCUGGAGCAGUAUAUCGGUAGAACGGGCCCAGCUUUUAAAAUGCAAGGCGUCUAUAUUGUGUCCUGUAACUUUGCAUCGGUCCUUGAGUAUGGCGCAACCAACGCGCUCUUACCCACCGAGUUCCUCCAGGGACCUGCCCAUCCGGCGUCCAUGGAAGACAUCUACAUCGCCUCUCACAGACAUUGGACCCACGUUAGAGAACUUAAAACCAUCGAAGCUGAUUUUCUUGCUUCCAGAGAUUCCAAGACACUAUCACAGCUCAUUUUUUACGGCUCUUGCUUAUCAUUCCAAACAUUUUCGGUCAUACUGGACCAAGUGGGCGAUACGAAUAUCUACCCGGCGUUCCACGUGUCUCUUGCUUUCUUAUGGUGUCUAUCGCGCACCUCAAACAGCAUCAAGCAUGUUGAGCUUGUAGUGCCGUGGAAGCAAGUUGCCGCUUUCCUCAAUACUUUGAUUCGCGAUUUUACCGACUUCACGCUCAUCGAAGGAUCUGAGUUCCCAAUUUCCGACGAAGAAAAAUGGCUUCCUGAGGACUUCAUUGUCCGUGGUCAAAUCUGGAGUCAAAAUCUCUACCCAUCCGGAUUUUUCAACGAUGCACCAACUGCGGAUGAUGGGCGAAAUACCGAACCACCGUCUCGGGAUCUGUCCAGAAUGCACAGGUGUCUAUGGCUUGGAGUUAGGCUUGCUAUGUUCAAUCGUUGGAUCACUUACGAUGCCAGCAGCCGAAACUUCUCCGCCACCGACUUCGCCUCAGAACUGGACACUCUGGCCCAGCAACACCAUCCGUUUUACGGUAAAGGUGUACCGAAGAGGCCCAUCACCGAUGUGGAAAUGCACGAUACCUAA
Messenger RNA from Aspergillus ochraceoroseus IBT 24754, 2388 nucleotides. RefSeq lists its product as uncharacterized. Gene Ontology annotation, molecular function: telomerase RNA binding; telomeric repeat DNA binding; protein binding. Bases 1 to 2388 code for a protein of 795 amino acids. NCBI's taxonomy places the organism in Eukaryota, Fungi, Ascomycota, Eurotiomycetes, Eurotiales, Aspergillaceae. The record is from RefSeq and is a predicted model, not a curated record. Gene Ontology annotation, biological process: nuclear-transcribed mRNA catabolic process, nonsense-mediated decay. The transcript has 3 exons. Gene Ontology annotation, cellular component: telomerase holoenzyme complex.